Messenger RNA from Ochotona princeps (American pika), 6979 nucleotides. RefSeq names its product protein eyes shut homolog. The transcript has 32 exons. Gene Ontology annotation, biological process: Notch signaling pathway. Gene Ontology annotation, molecular function: calcium ion binding; Notch binding. The coding region runs from base 344 to 6979 and encodes 2211 amino acids. The record is from RefSeq and is a predicted model, not a curated record. Lineage: Eukaryota; Metazoa; Chordata; Mammalia; Lagomorpha; Ochotonidae.
AGAGGAUGAUGCUGAACAAGAGAUAAGGAAUAUAAAGAAACGAAAUGAUGUAUUUUUAAAAUAUUAUUAUUUAACAUUUCUGCCUGCUGGUACUAUGUUAGAUGAAGCAUAGAAAUCACAAAUAACUUUUCUUUCUUAAAUUGUCGGGCAGAGUCACAAUGAUAAUGUGGGAGAAAACUAUGAGUCAUUGGAUGGAGACUAAAUCGAAUGCAAUAAUACAAAACUACGCCAAGUAAAUGACAGAACUCUCUCUUUGAUUGUUUCCUUUCCAGGCUCUCACUGUGAAUUUGGGCCUUGUGAGCCUGCAAACCCUUGUGAGAAUGGAGCUGAAUGCAGAGAAAAAAUGGAUCUGGAAGCAUUUCCCUUUGGAUUCCAGUGCCAGUGUGGGGAAGGCUUUGCAGUUGCUCGCUGUGAGAUCAAUGUCAAUGAGUGCAGUUCUAGCCCUUGCCUGAACGGAUACUGCUAUGACAUGGUGGAUGGUUAUUCCUGCCUGUGCAGUCCAGGCUAUGCUGGAGUGAGAUGUGAACAGGAUAUUGAUGAUUGCAUACUGAAUGCCUGUGAGCACAAUGCUACAUGCCAAGAUCUGCACCUUGGCUACCAGUGUGUGUGCCCAUCUGGUUGGGAAGGACAUUUCUGUGAACAAGAGUCCAGUCUCUGUAAAAUAAACCCUUGCGAGAACAAUUCCACUUGCACUGACCUUUACAACAACUAUCACUGUGACUGUACUUCUGGAUGGACUGGAAAAAAUUGCAGUGAAGAAAUAAAUGAAUGUGAUUCUGACCCAUGCAUGAACGGAGGUCUGUGUCAUGAAUCUGCCAUCCCUGGACAAUUUAUAUGUCUGUGCCCACCCUUUUAUAUGGGAUCAUUUUGCCAUCAACACUAUAGCCCCUGUGAUCUACUCAAUGAUCCUUGCAGAAAUAACUCAACGUGCUUGACUUUGGUAGAUGGAAAUCAUUAUUGUAUUUGCAAAGAAGGAUUUGUAGGUGACUACUGUGAAACUGACGUGAAUGAGUGCCUCUCCCAUCCCUGCCUGAAUGAGGGUCACUGCGAAGAUGGAGUCAGUGAUUUCAGGUGUGAUUGCAGGCCUGGAUUUUCUGGACAUCUAUGUGAAAUUGAAAUUAAUGAAUGUUCCUCUAGGCCUUGCAAAAAUAAUGGAACAUGUGUGGAUCUAGAAAACAGAUUUUUAUGUAAUUGUCAGCCUGGAUACCAUGGGUCCCUCUGUGAACUGAUUGGGAAUGAAUGUAAAACUCCAUUUUGUCUAGAUACCGAAAACUGUGUCAGCAAGACUGAUGAUCACAAAUGCCUCUGUGCCCCUGGUUACACAGGCAGUGAUUGUGAAGUAAAUAUAGAUGAAUGCCUAUCAGAGCCUUGUCUGCACAAUGGAGAUUGCAUUGACGGUGUUGAUCGUUACACCUGUGACUGCCAGAGUGGGUUCUUUGGGACACACUGUGAGACAAAUGCAAAUGAUUGCUUCUCAAAUCCCUGCCUACAUGGAAGGUGCAUAGAUCUCGUUAAUGCAUAUCAAUGCUUAUGUGAAGCAGAAUGGACUGGUACAAGAUGCGAGGUCAAGAUUACUGAUCGCACAUCAAUUCCUUGUGUAAAUGGAGGCUUCAGUCAGAAGACAGUGCACAGACUUACCUGCAUUUGCCCACUAGGAUAUACUGGUGAAUAUUGUGAACAAAGCAUUAGACAUGAAAUGAAUUUAGCCCUUUGUUUGAAUGGAGGGAUUCUCAUUGCUGGACCUGAACACACUUUUGAAUGCAGGUGCCUUCCUGGAUUUUCUGGUCGAUUUUGUGAAACUGAUGUAGAUGAGUGCUCUUCAUCACCAUGUCUAAAUGGUGCCAACUGUGAAGAUUACAUCAAUGGAUACAGUUGCAUAUGUGAACAAGGAUGGUGUGGCCAUCACUGUGACAAGAAACUACAUGAAUGCUUUCACACCUCCUGUACUCAUGGCGUGUGCAAAGGUGAAGCUGGCUCGCCGUACUUCUAUACAGCCAAAUUUGUGACUUCUUCUACUGGACUUCUUCAUGGUGAUGAAAAGAGUGGAGUUACCUGUCUACCUCCCAUUUCUCAAACAGCAGAUGUGUUUUUUACACUAAGGGAUAUAAUACACCCUUCUGAAGCUUCAGUCAAUAGUUUUCCAUCUAUAAGGCCUACAGGAAUCUGGACCAUGUUUGAUACUUAUCCAGUCCAUCAAGCUGUUUCCUCUUCUCCAUUUCUGAAUUUUGGUGUUCAUGAAGAAGCACGAAUUGUUCAGAGUGAAACAUCAGGAUCGCAUAGGCGCAUUCCAACUUCAGCAGCCAUGGCAGCAUUUGUUUUCCCCGGCAGGGGUGGUAGGACACCGUCUAUCGUCUCUUCUUUAAUGACAGAUUUUAUUUUUCCUACACAGUCUUUUCUACUUGAAAAACAUCUGACUACUGCCUUCUCUGCUAUCACAAUGAAUUCAGUAAUUAGUGACAUUCCUGGGGCUGAUACUGAGUUAAACAGAUACUCAUUACUCUCCCGCGGAUCCCCGCUCACCACUCCUGCCACAAGUGCACCUCCAAUUGUCUCUCGGGGAGCUCAAGAGGGUAUUGAAAAAUAUUCAGCUGCUUCUUUAAUUUCAAGAAUACAGCACUGGAGACUGCUGAUCUCCUCAAAGUCUGCCAUUCUUCCUGGUACAAUAAUUACAUCCAAACAGGUAGCCAUUUUAAACUCAUCAUCUCUGCACCGAUUCAGUUCACAAGCCAAUGAACAGCUCCGUAUUACUGAAGCAUGUAGCGACCAGAGACUCACAAACAUCAAAUCACAGGCUGCUGAUUCCUUAAGCGAAUUAAGGCAAACAUGUGCAACAUGUUCUAUGACUGAGACAAAAUCCUCUUAUGAAUUCUCAGAUCAAGUUUUGCAUAGAAAACAGUCUCAGUUUUAUGAGACAUUCUGGAUGAACUCAGCAAUAUUAGCCAGCUGGUAUACACACAUGGGAACUCAAACUAUCACUUCUGGGCAUUCAUUUUCUUCUCCUAUAGAAAUAACACCAUCAGUGGCACUCGCAGAACUGUCAUUUUUGUUUCCUUCCAAAAAGAGUGCAAAACGAACAGCUUUAUCCGCUUCCAUAGAAGAAGUCAUUACCCUAUCAGGCAAUUUGGAUGUUAAUUUAUGCUCGUAUAAGACAUGUUUAUCCAUUGUCCCUUCACAAACUGUCUCCUCAGACUUUAUGAAUUCUGAUUUGACUUCCAAACUAACCACUUAUGAUCUCUCAGUAUCAGAACACAUUUUGAAACUAUUGGAAACAAGACAAUAUGCUGGAGCUACGCUGCUCACUGAGAUAGUGAAUGAAAACAAUUCAUUGGACGCAGAAGAUGGCAGAUUAUCUCGUGAACUUUUCAAGCAUCACACAACUGAUAGUUCUUCAGAUUUUGAAUUAAACUUACAAACCAAUUCAGAUGUAACUUUAAAGAUCAAUUCAGAAAGUGUUUAUUUAAAGGACUUCAAGACUGAUCUGCUAGUGCAUACGGAAUUGGUAUCUGAUACUGCACAUGUGUUCUCUGAUGUUGUGUUUUAUGCAACUUCAGUGACUCAGUCCCUCCCAGCACAGACCUCUUUGCCCAUGUCUGUAAUUCAGCUAAAUAGACCAUCUUCUGUGGAUUAUCCAACCUUCACAUCUGAUUUAACAGAAGAGAGCAAGACUUCUGCAGAAUGGUCCAGAUGGGAACUGCAGCCUAGUAUGCAUAAUCAGCCGUCUCUUGUGGCAUACCAGAGUCUUCCCCAAACCAGGUCUCUUACUUUGCCUUCACUGGAGUCCAUUACAGCACCUCCCCAGCUGAUUGUUUCUGAUUUCAGUUGUGUUUGGUAUUAUGGAGAUUCCUACUUAAAAUUUCAGAAUGUGUUUUUAAAUCAGCAAAACAAUAUUUCCCUAGAAUUUCAAACCUUAAAGUCCUCAGGACUUCUUCUCUAUAUCAAGCAAGACUCAGAUUCAGUGGAUGCAUUUUUUACUCAACUAUAUAUUGAAAAUGGUACUUUAAAGUAUCUUUUCCGCUGUGCUGGUGAAUUGAAAUUGAAAAGCAUUAAUACCACCUUCAGAGUGGACAUUGGACAAAAGUAUACACUGCAUAUCAGGCAAAAUUUGGAUCCAUGUAAAGCUGAACUGACUAUUCUAGAGAAGAUUAUAAAACUAAAUGAAUCUAUCAAUUACUUAUCUGGAACUGCCCUGCCAGUAUCAGGAUCUGUCUUUAUUGGUGGAUCACCACGUAUUUAUGGAAAAGCUCAGAUUUUUGGACCAGUCUUAGUUGAGAAUUUCACUGGCUACAUAGAAGUUACAGAAUUCAAUAACUUGGGAUCUUUCAUUUCAUCCAUGGCAGUGGAAAAAUAUCACAUUGACAACUGCAGGUCCCAGGAUUCUGUUCUGUCUCCAGCCGCCUCCUUCACCAUACCUUCUGGUAUAAUGCAGGGGAAUGACUCCGAGUGGACUUCUUUAGGCCCCUCUCCUGCAGUGACAUCUGUCUGCCAAGAGAAAACAUGCCACAAUGGAGGCACUUGCAGGCCCAUCUUGCUCUCCAGUGGCGGCCCUUCAUUCCAGUGUGACUGUCCACUACGUUUCACAGGCCACUUCUGUGAAAAAGAUGCAGGUUUAUUUUUUCCAUAUUUCAAUGGAAAUUCAUAUUUGGAGCUGCCACUGUUUGCAAUCUUGGAUAAGUUGAAGUCUGUCCUGGGAAAGGAACAAAACAGAAUUGUUACCAUCCACUUGACUAUAAAAACAAGCACUUCAAAUGGAACCGUUCUCUACAGUACUGAGAGUAAUUUUGGGAAACUGUUUCUUCAUUUGUUCCUUGUGGAAGGAAGACCUACAGUUCAAUAUGGAUGUGGAAGCUCUCAAAAUAUCUUGACUAUUUCUGCUAAUUACACCAUUAACAAAAAUACAUUCAUCCCUAUCAUGAUACGCUACACAGUGCCAGUUGGCAACCCUUGUAUGAUUGAAUUGGCUGCAGAUGGAAAACUUCCAAUACAGAAGAAAAAAAUGAAGACAGCUUAUGCUCAGGGAUAUUUUGAAUCUAUGUUCCUUGGUAAUAUACCAGGAAAUGUUGAGGUCCCUCAGAGUGUGGGCCAUAUUUAUGGAUUCAAGGGUUGCAUUCGAGAACUUCGAGUAAACAACAAAGAAAUCUUCAUCAUUAGUGAAGCACGACAUUGGAAGAACAUUGAGAGCUGCUACAUCCCUUGGUGUAAUCAUCUGUGCCGUAACAAUGGCACCUGUAUCAGUGAUGGUGAAAACUGGUUUUGUGAGUGUCCAAGGCUGUAUUCUGGCAAGCUGUGCCAGUUUUCAAGUUGUGAGAACAACGCAUGUGGAAACGGCGCCACCUGUGUUCCAAAGUCUGGGACAGAUUUUGUCUGCCUCUGCCCGUAUGGGAAAUCUGGACCCCUUUGUACUGAUGCUAUUAAUAUCACUCAGCCAAGGUUCAGUGGCACAGAUGCCCUGGGAUACACUUCAUUCCUGGCUUAUUCAUGGAUUUCAGACAUCAGCUUCAAUUAUGAAUUCCGCUUGAAGUUUCAGCUGGCAAACAACCACUCAGCACUGCAAAAUAACCUGAUGUUUUUUACUGGACAGAAAGGCCAUGGGUUGGACGGAGAUGACUUCCUGGCAGUGGGCUUGCUUGAUGGCUGUGUGGUGUACAACUAUAACCUAGGUUCUGGUUUAGCAAGUGUCAAGAGUGAGCCCCUUGAUCUGAACCUUGAAAUCCACACUGUCUAUCUGGGCAGAUCCUUCAGGAAAGGCUGGCUAAAGGUAGAUGACCACAAAAAUAAGUCCAUUAUCUCCCCAGGAAGACUGGUUGGACUCAAUGUCUUUAGUGAGUUUUACGUAGGUGGCUACAGUGAAUACCUUCCAGACCUCUUACCAAAUGGAGCCUCUUUUAAAAAUGGCUUUCAAGGUUGCAUUUUCACUCUUCAAGUUCGUACUGAGAAGGAUAGCCAUCUCAGAGGACUGGGAAAUCCUGAGGGACACCCAUCUGCUGGACGCACUGUUGGCCAGUGUGAUGCAUCUCCUUGUCAUGUAAUGAAGUGUGGCAAUGGUGGGACAUGCAUAGAAGAUGGAGCUACUGCUUACUGCAAGUGUACUGCUAGGUGGAAAGGAACUUUCUGCAUGGACGCAGUUUCCACCUGUGAUCCUGAACAUGACCCCCCUCACCACUGUAGCAAAGGAGCAACAUGUGUUUCCUUACCUCAUGGAUACACCUGUUACUGUCCUCUGGGAACCACUGGAAUCUACUGUGAACAAGCUUUCUCUAUAAGUGACCCAUCUUUCAGAAGUGACAAAUUAUCAUGGAUGUCUUUUGCUUCCUUUCAUAUUCGAAAAACAACUCACAUUCAACUGCAAUUUCAGCCUCUUGCUACAGAUGGGAUCCUAUUUUACGUUGCACAACAUUUAAAAUCACAAUCAGGUGAUUUUCUAUGUCUCUCUUUAGUAAAGGGUUCUGUUCAACUUCGCUACAACCUUGGUGACAGAACUAUCAUUCUAGAAACUCCCCAAAAUGUAACUGCCAAUGGAAGCAUCUGGCAUGUGCUUAAAGCAGGAAGAGUUGGUGCAGAAGGCUACCUGGAUUUAAAUGGCAUAAUUGUAAGACAGACUGCUCUGGCAACAAUGGACUCCCUGGACACCAAUACAGACUUUUAUAUUGGAGGAGUGCCAUCUUUAAAUCUUGUAAACCCCAUGGCAACAGCAAAUGAACCUGUAGGUUUUAGAGGCUGUGUUCGAGAAGUUAUUAUAAAUAAUCAAGAAUUACAAUUAACUGAACUAGGAGCAAAAGAUGGCUCAAAUGUAGGUGACUGUGAUGGGACAGCCUGUGGAUACAAUAUUUGCAGAAACGGAGGAGAAUGUAUGGUUGGGUCGGAAGGUACUGUGAAAACAGAACUUCAUUUUCAACAGCAAAAUUUAUGGGUAACUCUUACAUUAAAUACAGUGAUCCAAAUUAUAAAGAAAGAAGCCUUCAGUUCACCACUGUAUCUUUAA